GCGACCAAGGAACUUAUCCUCAAGUCCAACUCAAGCCGCCACGUGGCCUUCAUCGCUGCCAGGCAGGUGCAAUGCUACAUCCGCAUACUGCAGUCGGACAACCUCACAAUGGCCGCAAUCGAGGCCUGUGAUUACAAGCUGGUCGACACGUCUCCCCUGGCUUUGACAGUGCCUGCGAUCCCCCUCCCGCCCAACUGCGACGUCUCCGUGGUGGCGGAGCACCCGUGUGACACCGCGUGGGUCACCAAGAACUACCAGGACGUCGCUAAGUACUGGGUUGCAGAGCAAAUUGCCCACGCGACUUGUAUGCCGUGCCUGGACCCAUUUGGAAGCCUCCGCACCAGUGAUAUAGCGCGGAUUAGCGCGGAGGUACGCAGCGGCCUUACAAGUGCCUUUCAUGUGAGAUUUCUGAUGGAGCCACAUUCCGUUGCCAUGCGAAUGACUCUCAAGGUCAGUUCUCCUGAGCCUUGCCUUGGGAUGUCCAGGAAUUCAGCCGCGAGCAUGCUGCGGUUCACGGGCAUGCACGGGCCGUUUCGAUGCUGGCAAGGGUUUCAGAGGCUCCAACAGUUGCAGCUGACCUUCGCAUGGGAGUGCCAAAUGUGCGCUCGAACAGUGCCUGUACCGUGGGGCAGAGGUGUAGUUUCGCGAAGUCACUGA
Molecule: messenger RNA, 657 nt
Organism: Symbiodinium sp. CCMP2456
Lineage: Eukaryota; Dinophyceae; Suessiales; Symbiodiniaceae
Source: the annotation of a GenBank genome assembly